AUGGCAGCGAACUUCUCCUGCAGCCGUGCCGCGCUCUGCUGUCUGGCGCUCUGGAGCUUCGCUAGGACUUCAGGUACUAUACAGGUACCACCAGCUCACCCGACGGCGAAACCUGGCUUCCCUGUCCCCAUCAACACCAACAACCCUGGUGUCCGCAAGGCGGCUCGCUUUGGGGUUUACAGAUACAACAACAGUUCCAAUGAUCUUUUUCUGUUUAAGGAAUCCCAAAUUAACAAAGCCAUGGUACAGCUUGUCAGAGGGCUGAAAUACAUGCUUCAUGUGGAAAUUGGACGCACCGUGUGUGAGAAGAGGGAGCACUCCAACCUGGACAGCUGCCACUUCCAGAAAAAGAAAAACCUGCAACAGAUGCUGAGAUGCUAUUUCGAGGUCUGGAUAAUGCCUUGGUUACAUAAAGUGAAUGUCCUUGUUGCUCUCUGUCACUGA
Messenger RNA from Merops nubicus (carmine bee-eater), 444 nucleotides. It is a transcript of the gene CST7, whose product is annotated as cystatin F (leukocystatin). Gene Ontology annotation, cellular component: lysosome; late endosome; endoplasmic reticulum. Gene Ontology annotation, biological process: negative regulation of microglial cell activation; positive regulation of myelination; immune response. The coding region runs from base 1 to 444 and encodes 147 amino acids. The transcript is spliced from 4 exons. The record is from RefSeq and is a predicted model, not a curated record. Lineage: Eukaryota; Metazoa; Chordata; Aves; Coraciiformes; Meropidae. Gene Ontology annotation, molecular function: cysteine-type endopeptidase inhibitor activity.